This is a messenger RNA of Moesziomyces antarcticus, 447 nucleotides long. RefSeq lists its product as uncharacterized. The transcript has a single exon. The record is from RefSeq and is a predicted model, not a curated record. Lineage: Eukaryota; Fungi; Basidiomycota; Ustilaginomycetes; Ustilaginales; Ustilaginaceae. Bases 1 to 447 code for a protein of 148 amino acids.
AUGCCCAGACAGACCCUCGUGACCAGGAACAAGAAGCCAUGCCCUCAUUGCACCUUUGUGAUAACCCACAUCCCGCAAGACCUCAGCUGGCACUUCGUGGUGGAUCUCUACUGCGUGGCCGACCGCUCGCUGCUUCACUUUCAAAUUCUGCGCGACAUCUCGAAGCGCAACACUCCCGAGGGCGAGCACUUCAUCCUCGUCAAGGUGAAGCAUGGCGCUGCUCGCAAGGCGAUCGAAUCUGUGCUUCGUGAGCACCAAGCCGUCACCAGGACCGUCAGUAACGACGAGAGCGAGGCUCUGAUCGAGCGCUCCACGGGCAACGACGACGAUCUUUUCAGCCAGUAUGGCAUCGACCCUAGCUCGGGCAUGGGCGAAACGUCAUGCGCUGGUGCGCAAAGGUCUCUCCCAGCCCCUACCGUCGACCAGGAGGCAGUUAACUCACCCUGA